Molecule: messenger RNA, 2262 nt
Organism: Cavia porcellus (domestic guinea pig)
Lineage: Eukaryota; Metazoa; Chordata; Mammalia; Rodentia; Caviidae
Product: sulfotransferase 6B1-like
Exons: 6
Coding region: 255-1112 (285 amino acids)
Biological process (GO): sulfation
Cellular component (GO): cytoplasm
Molecular function (GO): sulfotransferase activity
Source: RefSeq, a predicted model, not a curated record
UUCGCAACAUAUUAUCAGAAAAAAUCAGAUAACAUAAAUUUUACACUAGACUUUGGCUUGGUUAUGGUUUAAAAAUUACUCUUGUGGAGAAUUGCAAGAGGUAUAUAUAUGUGUCCUGGUUGGAAAACCAGCUUAAUAAUUGUAAGAUUACUUUGUACUAAGAACUAAGGUUGAGAUCUUGGGUAACACUAGCUGUGUGACUCGUAUGGUCAGUGUUUAAGAAAUAAUUUCUGACAUAUUUAAUUUAAUGAAACAUGUCGUCUCAGAGCCAAGUAAGUGUUCUCCAUAAAUUCAAGGGGAUCCUCUUUUCUACUAUGUCUUCAGAAGAACUUCUUCAUGCUUUGGAUUCUUUUGAUGUCAGAGAAGAUGAUGUGUUCCUUGUUUCCUAUCCAAAAUCUGGCACUCACUGGAUCGCAGAGGUCAUUGAGAGCAUCCCCAAUGCUAGAAUCUCUCUCACAUCUCCUAUUGAGUUAGGAGACGUUUCUAAGCUUGAAGAGCUGAAGACGUACUCUGAGAGGAGAGUAAUUCCGACGCACUUAAGCUACGACUUGCUACCUGUGAAUAUCAAACAAAAGCAGUGCAAGAUCAUCUACAUCAUCCGAAAUCCAAAAGACACAGCUGUUUCCCUGUUCCACUACUACAGAGAAAAUCCUAAUCUUCCUUACAUUGAGACAUGGGCUGCAUUUUUCGAGCUAUUCCUCCAAGGAGAAGUUGUGUACGGAUCCUGGUUUGAUCACGUUUUAAGCUGGGAAGAGCACAGAAAUGAUAAAAACAUUCUAAUUAUAUUCUAUGAAGAAAUGAAGAAAGAUUUUUCUAAAAGCUUAAAGAAAAUAACCACUUUUCUUGGAAUAAAUGUGAAUGAUAGUGAAGUCAAUAAGAUUGCUCAGAAAACAUCAUUCAGUGAAAUGAAAAAUAAUUCGAUCAAAGAAAACUAUGAUCUCAGUCACACGAUCUGUGCCCUCACAUCUGACAGGAACCUGGUGUUCAGGAAAGGAGUGGUAGGUGAUUGGAUAAACUACUUUACUUCAAAGCAGAAGAGUGUGUUUGAUGAACUAUUCACCAAGAAAAUGAAGCACAGUGAAUUGGCAAGACUCUUGGAGGAGAUCUCUUAAUACAAACAGGAAAUGAAACCAAUUUUCAUUUUCUGCCAUGCAGAACUUGGAGGAUAUAGUAAAUAUUUUUCGUGCACACAGAAAGCAGAUACUGUACUACUUUCCGGGAGAAACAGUUCAUUAAUGUGUCAAAAGUAUUAUGCAUGAAAGACUAGUAUUAUCAUAUUUGGUGAUAGUAGAAAAUUAGAAGUGUAAAAGAAGUACACAGUUUUUGAAUGGCUAAAUUAUAUAUCUGUUUGCAGGGUAUGCAGCAGGCUCAGGAGAUUAGUUCUAUUGAGAAAGGCCACAUUAUUGUAGGUAUUGCAUAAGCUGUAUUAAUGUACAACAAAUGGGAAAGCGAUUACCUAAAAUAAUAAAUAUCUCAGAAGAAAUUGUUUUCUGCUUGUUUGGAUAACUAUGGACUCUGGACCAACAUUUUUAUCUCGACAUUCCCUGGUAUCAGUGAAGAGAUAUUCUCCAUAACCAUAAUGAACAGAAACUUACUAAACUAGAAACUGAUGGAUUAUAUAAAAUGACCACAUUCCAAUAUACUGGUAAAAAUGAAAAUGAAAAUAUACAUUUUCACGAUAACACUGGCUUGGCAUUCUAGUAUUUUCCCUAUCUUAAUUCAGUUAAAUUGCAUGUGUCCCUAUUUUUCAACUUUAAAAUGUUUAAUUUUCCUUGAAAUGUUUAUGAUCCAUUAUAGUAUUUGGACUAUGUAUGAUUCCCUCCAGAAUCAUUUGUGACGGUAAUUCAAUCUCUAUAAUUCUCUCCCUCGUAUAAUGAGCAUUAUUCUACAGUUUUAACUUAGAGGACACUGCUAUGAAAUUUCAGUGAACUUAUUUAAGGAUUAUUAUCUAAAUGGCAGAAACAAAAAUCACAGUAUAUUGUUUGCAUCAUCAUAUAAACUCAAGGCUUAAAGACAAAUCAAAACUGUAUGUUUGAACUCUGAACUCAAAGCAAUGGGUUGAGUUAUUUAAUUUAGCCAAACACUUUUAUUUUGUGUGGCAGUGUAUUGUAAAUCUAUAUAAAUUUUUAUUACAAAUUAUAAAUGUAAAUUUUUGGUGAAAAUUCCAGAUUCUUCAUUUAAAUGUGUAAAAUUAAUAAGAAAUUAGAUGUUCAUAACUCUUCUGUAUGCUCAUAUUUGUUACAAAUAAAAUAUUCUUUUUGA